This is a messenger RNA of Acinonyx jubatus (cheetah), 3256 nucleotides long. RefSeq names its product interleukin 4 induced 1 (gene IL4I1). Lineage: Eukaryota; Metazoa; Chordata; Mammalia; Carnivora; Felidae. Gene Ontology annotation, biological process: amino acid catabolic process. The transcript has 8 exons. The record is from RefSeq and is a predicted model, not a curated record. The coding region runs from base 1543 to 3237 and encodes 564 amino acids. Gene Ontology annotation, molecular function: polyamine oxidase activity; L-amino-acid oxidase activity.
CCUGUCCACCUGUCAGAUCCCUCCUCUGCCAAGAGCAGCUCUGUGAGGUCCACAGUGAGCACGAAGCACUGAGCACAGGACCACCUUAGUGCGCGCUCACCGUGGGGACCGUCUCUGUCGUUUUUGCUGACUGUCCCCUUUGCUUUCUUGGCAUUUGGCCUCAAGGCCCAGGGCUCUGUCCAGCUGAUUGUGUUUCCUGCUUGGCUGCUGCCUCCCAGGCCCCUGCAUCAUAUGUUUACUGACUCACUCAGAUAUACCCCCUCCAACCCCCACCCUCCACCAAACCACAUCCCUCUUUGAUGCACUGUUUGGAUUUUCCCAUCUUGUCGCUGGAGAGGAUCUGCCACCAGCUGCCUGGUGCCUUCUCCCCCCACCCCAAGAAAACCCCCUGAAAUUGCCUCUCUACCUCCACCCAUUUCAGGGGACCCACCACGUGUCCCCUUGGCUAAAGUCCCAAGGGCCGAGGGACCCCUGCUGCCACGAGUGGGGACCCCUUGAGGCUGGGUCCUCUUGUUCUGACUGCCUGCCCCCCUCAGGGAAAAAGCACCCCACAGACAGGUGGAGAAGGCUAAGGCCAAAGGCAGAGAGGCGGAAGCUCCAGUGGCCUUUUUGCUGAGCCCCCAGCACCCUAGUGUGAGCGGAGAGCCACAGUGGUUCUCAACGUAGGGAUGGGAAGGGUGAGCACACAUCCUGGGCUGCGACUUGUGCAGGGCUGGGGAGCAGGGGUGGGGGUGGGGGGUCGUUCCCUGAACCCCUGCCAGCGCCCCCACGGUGACAGCAGCUGGCAAUUUCUAAGGAGCAAGUUGUAGUAUUGACCCAGGCGCUUGUUCACAAGGCCUGACCUGGAUUCACGGCCCCCACUUGACAGCUGGAGACCAGAACCACACAGGCAGGCACCAGGCUCAGGACCCAGGCAGGCUGGCCCCGAGCCCAUGCCUCUGACCACUGUGCUGUUGCCUGCAAGUCCCACUACUAAGUCCAUUUCACGGAGGGGAAGACGGAGGCUCAGAGCAGCCAUGUGGGAGGGGAGCGGAGCCAGCAAGGGCCCUUCAGGGCACAGCGACAACUAGACACAGGGACAGACUCAGACUAUCACAGGGAACAUGCGGCCCCAAGGCCAGACACCCCCCCACCCCCGCCCCAGGAAUUAAGGAGACAGAGCACAGAGGAGGGCAGACACAGGGACCCUGAGACCAGGCACCCUUAGCAUGGUUACCUGAGCAUUUAUUUCCGGCCUUCCAACCGCCCCAGAACUAUUUGGGGCAAGAGGAAGAAAAUAGACUGAUUUGCUUCCUCUCAACCCCCUUUCCCCAACGCCCACCCCCUCCAGCCUCAACUAAAUUCUAAGCACCUGACCCUACAACCCAGGAAAGUAGUUUCAUUUCCCCCACUGCAGAUUUCUCAAAGGGAGGGGAGGGCGGGGCUCAGCUCAUUGUUUAAGGACCAAGAAGGGGGCCAGGGCAGACCUUUGGAAGCAACAGGAGAGAGAGGGUGGUACUGCUGUCCACAGAGAGCCCAAGACACCAUCUCCCGCGGAGAGUUAUGGCCUCGUCGGCCCGGUACUUGCUUGUCCUGGUCUCCAUCUUCUUCAGCCUGGUGGCCUCCCUGGACUGGAAGACUUCCCGUAGCCAGGAUCCCUUUGAGAAAUGUAUGCACGAUGCUGACUAUGAGGUGCUGCUCAAGGUUGUGACCUUGGGCCUCAAUCGAACCUCGAAGCCCCAGAGGGCGAUUGUGGUUGGUGCCGGCGUGGCUGGGCUGGUCGCUGCCAAGGUGCUCAGUGAUGCCGGACACAAGGUCACCAUCCUGGAGGCAGACAGCAGGAUCGGAGGCCGCAUCCUCACCUACCGGGACCGGAAGACAGGCUGGAUUGGGGAGCUGGGAGCCAUGCGCAUGCCCAGCUCGCACAGGAUCCUCCACGAGCUCUGCAAGAGUCUGGGACUCAACCUGACCAAAUUCACUCAGUAUGAUGAGAACACGUGGGUAGAGGUCAACAACCUGAAGCUGCGCAACUAUGUGGUGGAGAAGAUGCCAGAGAAGCUGGGCUACAAGCUGCGCCCCAGGGAGAAGGGCCACUCGCCCGAAGAAAUCUAUCAGAUGGCUCUCAACCGGGCCCUCAAAGAUCUCAAGAAACUGGGCUGCAGAAAGGCAAUGAAGAAGUUUGAAAGGCACACGCUCCUGGAAUACCUCCUCGGGGAGGGGAACUUGAGCCAGCCGGCCGUUCGGCUCCUGGGAGACGUGAUGGCCAAGGACGGCUUCUUCUAUCUCAGCUUCGCGGAGGCCCUAAGGGCCCACAGCUGCCUCAGCGACCGGCUCCGGUACAGCCGCAUCGUGGGCGGCUGGGACCUGCUGCCGCGCGCGCUGCUGAGCUCGCUGUCGGGGCCAGUGUUGCUGCACGCGCCUGUCGUGGCGAUAACGCAGGGGGCGCACGAUGUGCGCGUGCACGUCGCGAGCUCGCCCGGGGCCCGGAGUCUGAAGGCCAUGACCGCCGAUGUGGUGCUGCUCACCGCGAGCGGGCCGGCGCUACAGCGCAUUGCCUUCUCGCCGCCGCUGACGCGCAGGGGGCAGGAGGCGCUGCGCGCGCUGCACUACGUGCCGGCCACCAAGGUGUUCCUGAGCUUCCGCCGGCCCUUUUGGCACGACGAGCACAUCGAGGGCGGCCACUCGAGCACCGCCCGCCCGUCGCGCGUGAUAUUCUACCCGCCGCCGGGAGAGGGCGCGCUGCUUCUGGCUUCGUACACGUGGUCGGACGCGGCCACCGCCUUCGCCGGCCUGAGCCAAGAGGAGGCGAUGCGCGUGGCGCUCGACGACGUGGCGGCGCUGCACGGGACGAUCGUGUACCGGCUCUGGGACGGCAGUGGCACAAUCAAACGCUGGGCCGAGGACCCACACAGCCAGGGCGGCUUCGUGGUGCAGCCGCCGACGCUCUGGCAAGACGGCGGGGACGACGGGCAGGACUACGACUGGUCAGUCCCCUACGGCCGCAUCUACUUCGCCGGUGAGCACACGGCCUACCCGCACGGCUGGGUGGAGACUGCUGUCAAGUCGGCGCUGCGCGCGGCCGUGUUAAUCAACAGCCGCGAAGGGCACAGCCGCGAGGGGCACACGCUGGUCAACGAGGAGGGGCUCGUGCGCCAGGUGCCCAGCCGUCCCCGGUGCGAGUUCCAAAAGGCUGGUGCCACCCACGCUCCGGCCCCACAUGGGAUGACCGCUCAGCACACCAAGAGACCCGAGCAUUAAAAAUGUAUUUUCAGAAAAA